CAAACAUCUUGUUCACCAGCUUCUUCUUCUUCCUCUGCUUUUCUACAUCAUUUCGAGACAGUAUCUUUUAUGCCUGAAAACUCCAGUCAAAGACAUAACACAACGCUGUCGCAUCAUGUCUACCGCACCACCAUCGCCGCAACAUGGUGAGGGCUUCUCCGCCAUGAUUCGAGCUGAGAUCAAGCCAGGCAGAAUGGAUGAGUUUUUAUCCCUGUUUUACGCUGGCACGGAGAAGUUGUCCCAAGAACCCGAAUGUCUGUCAUUCGAGGUCUUUCGCUCCAAGAGCGAACCCAACAAACUGAUGUGGAUAGAGAGCUGGUCCAAGGGCAUGGAAUGGUUCAUGGAACACCAGAUGAGCAAGGAUUAUAUGAAGGAGUUGCACCAGGCGACAAAGGAUCUAUGUGCUGGGGAGCAGCAGGUCGAAAUAUAUGAGCGGUUUGGGGGUCCCUGGGCUAAGGCCCGGGAGGCCAUGUAUGAGCAGUUUCCAUCGGCCUGAAGGUGGUUUCGACCCAGGAUAUUUUGCCUACGCUUGUUUAGGACGGAAGUGCAGCGGGAGAUGAAUGUGAUCAAUCAUGGGCAGGGCGCCGGAUGAAUGAAGAAAGUAGCAUGCAGUCGUAUUAGGAAGACAUGUUGCUUGGCAAAAUACAUGUGCAGUAUAUAUCUUUCUUUGGCGUAUACAACACAAC
Messenger RNA from Pyricularia oryzae 70-15, 686 nucleotides. RefSeq lists its product as uncharacterized. The coding region runs from base 116 to 496 and encodes 126 amino acids. Lineage: Eukaryota; Fungi; Ascomycota; Sordariomycetes; Magnaporthales; Pyriculariaceae. Gene Ontology annotation, molecular function: catalytic activity. The transcript has 2 exons. The record is from RefSeq and is a predicted model, not a curated record.